AUGACUUCAGUUCUCAGGGCCCCAACCGUCCGUUUGGAGAUGUCAUACGGAGAAUUCAUCCGAGCCUGUACGAGGGGAUAUUGCUUCGACUGUUCGUGGAAUAUUGCUCCUCCCACUGUUCCCAAUGCACCGAUUUUGUACAAUCUACUGCCGAUGGUCGAGUUCUUGAAAAGCACAGAACCCCUCGGCGUAAUGGGGGCCGAGUUGGAUGCCAUGGCCAUUGGUGUUUUGAAUAGUAUUCCAUUGUCUUACCAUCUGCUGCGCCCGCAGGUUGUGGAGGAGGCUCGUCAGUUGUCAAUGGAGAGCGAGCGACGUGUGGAGAAUGCGAAACAAAGGGCCAUCGCUGAGGGUUUGUCCGACCAAACGACAUGGAGCCCUGGAAGUGUGAACGAAAACCUUGAUCCAAAGGAUGCAGAAUUGUUGGACACGGAUAUUGACGUCAGUAUGAUGCUAGAGCGUGACAAGCCCUCACUUACACAUCUGCAACGCCCUCUGUAUACAGAUAUGGGCCUGGUGUCACCAGAGCAGCGGCACUUGGAGCGCAUCUCCCGCAUUGUGCCUGAUGAAUUACGGAGCAUAGUUUCGUUACCUCUGUCUCUGAUGUCACAGACGCAGCCGGGCGGGCCUCCCCAACAUGGGGGAUAUUUGUUGUCGUCUGCCUCACUCGCGGGUGCAGCUCGGGGCUCGGGGGAAACGUCGGAGAAUACGGCUGUGCAAUGGAAAGAUGGUGUUAUCGCGUCAUUCAAGGCCGCUCGUUCGCUAGACGUUUCUCAUGAGAAGAUGCUUAAGGCCAUCGCGCGGACAAAGCUCGGACUUGGUGGUGAGAACUGCCGAACACUCGCAUUUGUCCAGCGACUGUGGAAGCUGCUUUUCGAGGGUACAAAUGAAAGACAGCAAUGUGGGAUGUGGAGUUGUUUGUGUCACUUCUCCGCUAACUACGGUUCUCAUGACGAAUCUGAGGAGGUGCUGGAGCAUGCGGUAGAAGCUCUUGAGUUACCAGACCGUGGAUUGUGGUGUAGUGUGACUCGGGAGUAUGUCAAGUUACUGAGGGAGUACACGGCGUCUUUGCCUGGUGGCGUGGAAGAACGAAGGGCUGCUUUGCAAAUUAGUGAGAGCGAGCUGAACCCCCCAAAAGGGGGAGCUUUUGGAGCAGACAUAUCGGUUGAUAACCGGCUGCGGAGGGAACGGGGUGAACUUGGGCCGAACCGGCAACCGGUGCCCAUCUACCCUGUAGAAGUGGUGCCAUUAUACCCUGCAGGGUUCCAAGAGUACGCUGAAGUGUACGGCACCUCAGGCAAUGAAGCUGCCAAUGAAGUGAAGUUGGGUGAAGUUGAAACAGCGCUUCAUCACGUUGUACUUCCAGGCGCUGUCGUCGGCCCGGAGUCCAGAAGCGGAGGGCCACAUGUAUUGGUGGCCAACACCAACCUUCUGGUGGCUGAUAAGCAAAGCGAUUUGCAGGCUGCUGAUGGGGUUACUCUUACCUACCACGCAUCACGGGAGAACACGUUUGAACGACUGGUGCUGGAUGCUAACAACACAAGUAGCUACUUAUUCCAAUUGUGUUCGGUACCUGAGACUAGUGGCGACGUGCCCACGGGCCUUGCCAGUGCAGCUGGGCAUUAUGCUGUUUACCGUCGUCUUGCACUUCGGGAUUUGUACGUAAAAGCGCCCGAUGCUAAAGAUCCCCCAUUGGAACGUUAUGUAGUGGUCUUUGGAGAAAAAGAAAAUCCACGCACAGAAUCACGGAAACGGAGCCGUGAAGAUUUAGGAGCAGGUGAAGGCUCGGCGUUUUACGGGACGGAGGGGGGGGGGAAAUAUGUUGAGUGA
Messenger RNA from Trypanosoma brucei brucei TREU927, 1827 nucleotides. RefSeq lists its product as hypothetical. Lineage: Eukaryota; Euglenozoa; Kinetoplastea; Trypanosomatida; Trypanosomatidae. Bases 1 to 1827 code for a protein of 608 amino acids. The record is from RefSeq and is a predicted model, not a curated record. The transcript has a single exon.